Messenger RNA from Prorocentrum cordatum, 1228 nucleotides. Lineage: Eukaryota; Dinophyceae; Prorocentrales; Prorocentraceae. The record is from the annotation of a GenBank genome assembly.
GCCUCCGCAGGAUAUGGCGGCCAACUGCCCCCCGUCGGGCCGGCGUGCGCCAAGAGCGUGUGCGCUGCGAUGCAGGGCCAUCAGCCCAGAGGAGAGCCGCGCCCUUCGCGCAUGGGAUUUCGUGAUGUUCGCGGCCCUGGUCAUGGUGGCCGUCCUCACGCCUUUUGAGGUGGCCUUCUUGGCAGGCCGGGGCGACUUGGCCUCUCUGGACGGCAAUGCGCUGGCGCGGUUCUGGUUGAAUCGGGCCAUCGACGCGCUUUUCCUCGCGGACAUGGUGUUGCAGUUCUUCGUGAUGUACCCCGUGCCUGGCAGGAGCGCCGUGACGUACGUGCGGGACCUGAGGCUCAUCGCAAGGCACUACCUCACACGAUGGUUCCUGGUGGACCUGGUGUCGGUCUUCCCCUUCGACGUCCUCGGCAUGGCCUACGACAGCACCGCCCUCGAGAAGCUGCGGGCGCUGCAGGUGGUGCGGCUGCUGCGCCUGCUGAGGCUGGCCCGGCUCUUCCGGGGCAUGCGCCUCCUCCGCCGCUGGCAGCUCGAGAUGAGCCUCUCGUACCGGAGGAUGACGCAGUGGCAGCUCCUGUUCAUCGUGUGCGUGGCCGCCCACUGGAUCAGUCGAGUCGGCGACGCGGAGCACGUUCUCCAGCUGUGCCUCGCAUUAUCAGGCCACGAUAUAGAAGAGCUCGAAGAGGCUGGCUACGCGUCUCAAGCCUUCUUGGGAGAGCUGUCUUUUCAUGUACCUCAGGAGUCCAUCUCGCGAGGCCUCCCGCUCUGCCUCCUGGCCGUGCCGGCGCUGGUUCCGGCGGCGCUCGGCGCACACCUCGCGGACGCGCCCGCCACCGAGGCGGCCACGCCGGGCACGCGCGCGCAGCAGAUGAUGCGCUCCGAAGACCUCGGCGCACAGACACCGACCAGCCUCGCGGACCGGGGUGCCCAGCAGGGCAGCACCGCCGUCCAGGGGCUCGCGGACACAGUGCCCGGCGCGGCUGGCCCCCCCCUGGACGCUGGAAUCAAGCUGUCCUAUCCGUCCUUUCCGUUCUUCGGCUCCACCGUGGCCGCGGGCGACUCGGCUGCAGCGCCGGCCGCGGUGCCCGUGCAUUACGCGCCGGCGCCGGUGCAGCACAGCUACGCGCCAGCGCCAGUGCAGCACAGCUACGCACCUGCGCCAGUGCAGUACGCACCAGCGUCGCUGCCAGCGCCGGCGCCCCAGUGGGGCGGAGCGCGCUGA